This is a messenger RNA of Odontomachus brunneus, 3175 nucleotides long. RefSeq names its product apoptosis inhibitor 5 (gene cass). Gene Ontology annotation, cellular component: nucleus. NCBI's taxonomy places the organism in Eukaryota, Metazoa, Arthropoda, Insecta, Hymenoptera, Formicidae. Gene Ontology annotation, biological process: negative regulation of apoptotic process. The transcript is spliced from 9 exons. The record is from RefSeq and is a predicted model, not a curated record. Gene Ontology annotation, molecular function: RNA binding. Bases 144 to 1724 code for a protein of 526 amino acids.
GGGAUAUUAUUUCAUAGACCGCCAUUUUAAUCGUCUUGAGCGUGUUCAGCGGGUUAGGCGUCGGGUUAAAUUUGUGCUUUUCAAGUUAUUUUCUGUAUGUAUAUCGUAAUUUCGAUCAUAAAGGAUUGAACGUAACUUUCAUCAUGAGUACUGACAGUAUUGAGAAGUUAUACAAGAAUUUUGGCAUCCUAGCAGAUGCUAAAGAGAAAUUGCCAGAGCAUGAAAAAGAGUAUUUGGAAAUCCUAACAGCAGUUAAAGGAUCACCUAAGGAGAAACGACUGGCAUCACAAUUUAUUGCAAGAUUUUUCAAACAUUUUCCCAAAUUAGCAGAUCAAGCUAUAAAUGCUCACUUAGAUUUAUGUGAGGAUGAAGACUUGGCUAUUCGAAAGCAGGCUAUUAAGGAUUUACCAGCGCUUUGCAAAGAUAACAAGGAACAUACAGCAAGAAUUGCAGAUAUCUUGGCACAGUUAUUGCAGGCUCAGGAUUCUACAGAAUUAGCUGUUGUACAUAACAGUAUUAUGUCACUCAUGAAGAGUGAUCCAAAAGGUACUAUAAGUGGAUUUUUCAGUCAAAUUAUUAAUGGUGAUGAUGGAACAAGAGAACGUUGUAUAAAAUUCCUAGCUACUAAACUUAAAGCAAUAGGACAUGAUGUUAUAACUAAGGAACCAGAAGAUUUAUUAAUUGCUGAAUGUAAAAAAGUACUGCAGGAUGUAACUGCUGAUGAAUUUCACAGCAUCAUGGAAAUUCUUGGAUGGACUAGAUUAGGAUCAACUGUUACUGGACAACAAGAACUGGUUGACAUAAUAAUAGAACAAGCAGAAUUGGGUAUACCUUUUAAACAUACUAAUAUCGAGCAAUGGAACAGACUAGUUCAAUGUAUUAAACAUGCUCUUCCAUUUUUCAGUUCACAAAUUGAUUCAUCAACAUUUGUUUCCUACAUUUGCGUACAAGUUCUACCACAUCUUUCCUUAAUGACUUCUCCCGAUGGUAGAGAUAUUCAGUUGGAACUAUUAAAAUUGCUUGCCGAGUUAACCGUGUUUUGCGGUACCAUUGAGAAACCCGAAGAUAAAGUGCAGCAGCUUUAUAACACACUUAUUACCUAUAUGCCACUUCCUCCUGCUGCAGAAAUUACUGAUGUACCAAAGCUACAAUUUAGUCACGUGGAAUGUUUGAUGUAUGCAUUUCAUAAAUUGUGUAAACAAACUCCCGAAUUUUUGAUAAAGGAUGCAGAGCAGUUAAAAGAAUUUCGAUUAAGAUUACAAUAUUUUGCAAGAGGUAUUCAAGGAUAUAUAAAGAAAUUACGAGAAGCUAUUAGUGGAAAAACCGAGGAGGAAUUGAAAUCUGAUGAAAAUCAAUUGAAAGUUGUUGCAUUGAAGACAACCAAUAACAUCAAUACCUUAAUCAAAGAUCUAUUUCACUCACCUCCAAGCUUUAAAAGUAUUAUACAUCUUUCAUGGAAGACACAUUGCAAUGACAAGAAGAAUGAGAAAAAUUCUACUCAGAAAAGACAUACACCAAUUACAUUUGGAAAUGACAGUAAUACGAAUAAACGUAUGAAGGAAGAUAAAAAUAACAAAAGAGAAAUAUAUACGCCUCCUAGUGGAAAAUAUAGCUCAAAUAUAUCAUCAAAUUAUGGGCGAGUUAGAUUUAGAGGUAAUAGAUCUGGAGGAAGAGGUGGAUAUAGAUCAAGAGGCCGUGGUACAUGGCGAAAGAAUUUUUAUUAACUACAGCAUUGAUUUCUGAUAAAAUACUGGAUGCAAUUGAUAUUGGACUGAUGUAAGAGCUUGUUUGAUUUGCAAGAACAAAGCUGCUUUUAAACAGAUACUAUAAAAAUUUAUAAUUGUAAGUGUAAAGGAAUGAGUGAUCCAUACUUUACAAUGAAUUAAAAAUGCAUAGAACAGCAAGAAACAGUCCAUACGUUUACAAAUAUUUAUUGAUACGUAUACGUUUUUCAAUUUCAUUGCAAAAAAAGUAUAAUUGCUGUAGUACAUUUUCAUUGUUUAAUUAUUCCAACAUGAACUGCAAUCAAAAACCAAAAGUAUAUAUUGGACGUAUAUACAAUUAUCAAUGAAAUCAAUUUGUGCAAAGGAAUAUGUGAAUGCACAACAAUUAAGAAGGAAUAUUGCUGCGGACAUUGCUAUACUCAUCCGAUUUUGUGAAGAAUUGAUAAUAAUGAUAUUGAUGGAAUUAUAUAUAAGGAAGAAAGAAGAUAUUUCAAAGUGUGUGAAAUUUAUCAAGCUAGUAUUUAAAGAAAUGGGAGUAAAUUAAUAAGAAGAUAUCUAUAACUAAAAAUACCAUAAUGAUGCCAAAUUCAAGCUUGAAACCAUUCUUUGAAGACAACCACUGUUUGAAGACAAAUAUCAUCGAUAUAAUGUCAUGGUCACAGAAGCUUAUGGGAAAAAAUUGGCAGCUGUUUUCACGUUGAGAAACAGCAGAUAAAACAAUCCAAUAUAACCUCAUAUUCACUCCUAAAUUAACUCUCCUAUAUCCAAACUCUUAUAUUUGUUAGUAUUUGUCUGUUAACAGGACCAGGCUAUGAACAGGAGGGAUCUGCUGUCAGCAAAGGCAAUUUAAUCGAAGAAACAUUGAAUAAAUUUCUCAUUUUAUGGAAACACUAAAUGUGUAACUUUUGUAGAAUUUGCUUUUGCUAUUUCCACAAAAAUUACGGUGUAAUAUCAUACUAUAUAUUUACAUAUCUUCCUAAUGAAAUUUGCUAAAAUAUUUGAGAUAUAUGUUAAUGUAAAUUUUUUUUAAACUAAUAUAAGUCUGUGUUUCUUCGAUGAAGUGGAGCAGCUAUUUUCUUUUACACUAUUUUUCUUUUACAGAGAACAUGUAUCUACAAGAGGUUUGGACAUUUAAGAGCCAAUGCUGCAUUAUUUGUGAAUGCACAUAAUAUUUAAUUACAGAAAUCUCUUAAGGAUGGAUCUGGAGCCAGGAACAACUUGGAAACUAAUCACUAUUUUUUCCAGGUGCUGAUGGCACGUCCCGUAUUAUAUUUAUUUUCUGUCAAAUAAUAUGUAUAUCUUCUUGGUGAUUGCUGUUUUGUGAGGUGAGUUUAAAAAAAUGUUCUGCUUUCCUUUCCCUAUCCAUCACUAUCAUGUAAAAGUACUUUGUGUUAUAUGCAAUUCGUGAAUUUGUUUCUAAUUGUUUCAAUAAAUAAUAUUAUUUAAUAUUA